Symphalangus syndactylus (siamang) is the source of this 1343-nucleotide messenger RNA. RefSeq lists its product as uncharacterized. Lineage: Eukaryota; Metazoa; Chordata; Mammalia; Primates; Hylobatidae. The record is from RefSeq and is a predicted model, not a curated record.
UGACUGUCUCCACUGAGUGAUGUCACAGUCCCUGGGCUGACAUCACCACACAGCCCUCAGCCCAGAGCCCAGAGCAAAGCUGAAGGGAGGCCAGGGACCUCACUGGGCUGGGCAGGUGCAGGCCACCCCCCUCCCAGUGCCCUCAGAGGCACCUAGACUCAUGUGGACCCAGCCGCAGACCCUUCUGGGCAGCUCUGCCCAGGCCAGCCCUGCCCUCUGACUUGCGGCCGCAGGGGCUGGCCACUGUGGGCUCGGUUCCCUGCCACCCCGAUUCAUCUGCACCCCAAGGAAAGAGAAUGAGGGGUUGCAGCGCCCCAGGACCCACAAGCCCCCGAACACCAGGGCAGCACAUACUUCCAGUCCCAGGGCCACAGCAGAGUGGGGCCAGGCCCAGCCCAGCGACGCAGGGCAGACGGAAGGGCGCCCUCCACAAUGGAGAGGCUCAGGAGCUGUCGCGGCUGGGACAAACCAACCUGAGGCUGACCUAGGCCGGUAAUGGGUUUAAUGCAUCGGGUGCAAAAGAGAAACACCCCACAAAUCAGGGAGGAGAGGGAAGCCGCCCACCCCAUGGGACGAGGCUGAGGAGUGAACGCCAGGGACGGGCAGGGCCGGUCCUCAGAGCACUGCAGACACCAGACCAAGGGCGACUGUCAUCACCAUGAGAAGGCCCCAUCCACAGCAGAAGCCAACCUCACUGCACCGACUGCACCAGAGACGCCCACAAGGAGAGCUGGCCUCCGAGAACGCAGCUGAACCGUCACAGGCUGCCAUCAGCAAAGGCAAGGAUCCAGAUUAUGCAAAUGGAGGCAAGGGUGCCAUGGACUCCAGAGCUUCAGACGCCAUCAACAAAUGCAAAGUGGACACAUCUGCAUCAAAUCCAACACAAAGACGGCCUUCGAGACUCUGGGGGAAUCUCGCUCUGCCACCCAGACUGGAAUGCCUUCUCCCCUCAUCGUGUGGGAGCUGCCAGGCGAUGUCCCACCCCGGUUUCCCUCCACCCGAAGGCAGUCACCUCGAAGUGAGGCCUUCGAACGAAGGCCUGCCUCUGUGAUGAUCCCCACGAGGGCUGCAGAGUGAAGGGCACAGUGGGAUUCGGCCUAAUUCCCCGUGGAGCCCCAGGCAAGAGGGCUUGGUCCUGGGGAGCUGCCCAGGUCUUCUACAUCCCCUGGCCUCCAUCCAGUCCUGCAGGACUCGGCUCCUGGCCCUGUGUGCCGGGCGACGCCUGCUAGGCGCGUGCCCCUCAGAGUCAGGCCUGUAUUCACCUCAGCUCUUAUCAAGGGCCUUCAAGGAUUGGGUUAAGUCAUCAUCAAAUAUAUUGUUAUUAAAAAGAUAGGUACAGUUUA